CGCUCGAAUUCAUAUCUUGAAUUCUGACGUUGAAUGUCGCACGUGAUGAACGACGUCGAGGUUCCGGAGAACGAUACCUUCGGAUCAUACUGCGCACUGUUGGUCGCCUUCAAGACCAUGAAGGAACGUUGCCAGCAGCUGCAGAUGCGAUUAGCGGCGGUAGAGGAGGAGAACAUGUGUCUCAGGCUCGAAUGCGGCAGGGACGUGACAGCACCUAUUGUCAAAGUCGAUAAGAGUGACAGGUCCACACUGCAGAUCCUACAGGAAAAGGUAGAGGAACUUACAAAGCAAAAGUCUCAAUUGUCCCAUCAUAUUUUCAUGGUGGCUGGGGAGAACCGUCAAUUAUGGAACAGGUUAACGAGGUUGACAAAAACUAACAAAUCCUUGGGCAGCCACUUGACAAAGAUCUCAGACACACUCAAGCAACAUCCUGCCACACAGCCAUCUGACAUUAUUUCAUACAACUUUUGCAAUGCAUCAGACAAACAGGAUCCUAAUAAGACAUACUUACUAACUACAGAUGGUGAACGAGAACAAAGCUUGGAGGAAAUAUCCCUUCGACUAAUAAAUAGCAUUAUGCUAGAAAAGUCCGACCUCGAGCAGCAGUGUGCAGAGAUGAUGGAGUUACACAAUAAUCCCGAAUUAAAUUUACAAAAUGUUGGUUUUACGUAUCCAGAAGAUUCUGACACAGAUUCACUAGAGCAACUGAAGCAACACGAGAUUAGAUUGUCUCAAACUAAAGAUGCCUUACUCGGGCAGCAAACUAGGUUAAGAAGGGCUUUGCAGAAUAUUAAACAAAUGAGGAAAGGAGCAGUAUGCAAUAAUUGUCGAAAGAACGUAAAUAAAAAAAUGUGCCAAACAGGUACGCAAUUCGACUCUGAUAAUAAUUUCAAAGAGCAUGGGGCUACGCAGACUAGUCUAACGAGUCCUAGUAUUUCUAUGGAAAAGUAUCCUGUUGUGAACGAUAACAUGGAUAUAAUAGAUAGUAAUAUAUGCCCGUUAUGCGGAAUUAUGUAUCGGAAAUCUCUAUCCACGUUUGAGGAAUUCCACGAACAUGUCGUGAAUCAUUUUUCUAAGGAAGACAAGUCGACAGAGGAUUUCGAGCUUGUACAUUAAUUUUGUUAUAAAAACGUGAAUUUUUACACACAAAAUUUUCUUCAGAUUCCAAUAUGUACAAGAAAAUUUUGAUAAUUGAAAAUACAAAAUACUGAAAGAGAAACCUCACACACAUGCCCACUAUAUAGUAUAAAUUUUUAACUGAGACAAUAUUGUGUGUUGCAAAAGUAUUUAUUUUUAUAUUGAUAAAUGCAAUCACAAAAUCUCUUAUCGCAUCUAGAUAUUAGUUGUAAGUAUAUUAAAUAUUUAGAUAAUAAAGGUAAUAUUUUUAAUCUUUAAAAA
Molecule: messenger RNA, 1398 nt
Organism: Monomorium pharaonis (pharaoh ant)
Lineage: Eukaryota; Metazoa; Arthropoda; Insecta; Hymenoptera; Formicidae
Gene: spn-F
Exons: 5
Coding region: 34-1116 (360 amino acids)
Source: RefSeq, a predicted model, not a curated record